Punica granatum (pomegranate) is the source of this 1302-nucleotide messenger RNA. NCBI's taxonomy places the organism in Eukaryota, Viridiplantae, Streptophyta, Magnoliopsida, Myrtales, Lythraceae. The record is from RefSeq and is a predicted model, not a curated record.
CCUCUGCUGUCUCUGCCUCUGUCUCUAGCGCUGUUUCUUUCUUGCUGUGUUCGCUUGUUUAUCGAUUCGUGGCGGCGAUGGCAUCUCUGUGGGAAUUGCAGUCGCAGGUGAUCCACUCUAGCACCCACUGCAAUCUCUUGGACCACUGGGCUAGCACCACCGACCCCUCCGUCGACACCACGUCGACAUCCUCUUCCUCCGAGUUGGAGCUGAUAGGAGGCUUCGACUUUUAUCUCACCAGAAAGCAUCAUCGGUUCAUUGUUCAAGACCACUCUGGCGAUGAGAUCAUUGUUGAAGAGUUCUACGACUUCUACCCGCGCUCCCACCACCGUCACCGUCUCCCAGUCGUACUCCUCCGCAACCCCCACAUGCUCGAGUCAUUCCUAUGCUGUGAUCUCGCCGACCUGGGCCUCGACCCCAUGCCCGGGCAUGAUAUCACUGGGGCCGUCCUCUCUGACGUCUAUGGUGGGCACACGAAGAAGUUCUUCGCCUCAGUAAACCUGGAGAUCACUAAGGUCGAGGUGGUUUGGGUUGAACCUGAUGACGGCAGUUGGGUGCAGGCCCUCCCCUAUGAAGGACUGCACGGGGCAUCGAGCACGGCCAUCAGCAAGUUGAAUGCAGCGAGCUUCGUUGCCGGGGAGACAGCUGGUGAUAUUGGAACGUGCGUGGUCUGCCUUGAAGAUCUUUCGAGGGGUGGCCCUGAAUGUAAUCGGGUGAGGCUGACGGAGAUGCCCUCCAAGCACGUCUUCCACAACUCAUGCAUACUCCGCUGGCUUGAGACCAACCGUACUUGCCCUUUGUGCCGUCAAGAAUUAGAAGACGAUGGAUGACUCAUAAUUAGCAGGAGGAGGAUAUUAGACGAUUCAUAACUAGGAGAAGGAUAUUAGUUAGUGCAGCAAAAUUAAGAAAUUCUUUUGUUCUUUUAUUUUUUCUUUUAAUAAUUGUUGGGCAAAAAUUAAUUCUUCUGGAGGCUAUUAUUUCAAUGCAAUUGUCAUUUUGCUAUGGUCGAUCGUCCAGCUCCCUUCGAUUAUUCAAUAAUUGUCUAGCAACCAUAAUCUUCUGUUAGACAUAGCAAAUUAACAGGGCAAGAAAGAAAGAUUUGCUAUUGCUAUCAAAAGAGAACUAGUCCAAGGCAAUUCUAACUUAUAUUAGCAGAAAGAAGACACUCUUUUGGGGAAUCAUCAGAACUAAAUGCGACGAGUUCGAUAUCCAAUGAAUGCUAAAAGGUCGAUUCAAAGGGUAUUUCCUCAAAUAAAGCACACACUCUUGUACUCAGUAAACCGACAACAACCGUGUAAUAGU